This is a messenger RNA of Phycodurus eques (leafy seadragon), 2019 nucleotides long. It is a transcript of the gene slain1a, whose product is annotated as SLAIN motif family, member 1a. NCBI's taxonomy places the organism in Eukaryota, Metazoa, Chordata, Actinopteri, Syngnathiformes, Syngnathidae. The record is from RefSeq and is a predicted model, not a curated record. Gene Ontology annotation, biological process: cytoplasmic microtubule organization; microtubule nucleation; positive regulation of microtubule polymerization. Bases 103 to 1932 code for a protein of 609 amino acids. The transcript is spliced from 9 exons. Gene Ontology annotation, cellular component: microtubule plus-end.
UGGGCCGCCCCCGUCCGGAUUCCGGCAGAACCCUCCGGACGCGAGCGGGCAACCCGGCCCGUCUCUCCAUGCGCUCGGCGGCGGCGGCGGCGGCGGCGGCCAAUGGACGCCGAGGUGCUGCUGGGCCCCCCCGCCGCGGCGGACGUGAAGGGCAACGAUAAGCUGGCCGACGCCGAGCUGGAGGUGCUCAAGCUGCAGGAGCUCGUCCGCAAGCUGGAGAAGCAGAACGAGCAGCUGCGCAGCAGGGCCAACGCCGUCCACGACGGUGCCGUCGCCUCCGGCCACCAGCGCCGCCUCCUCCACCGCAAGCGCCCCCGCUUCCAGACCGCAGCCCGGGAGUGCCCCCGGGAGCCCUUCGCCUAUUUGCAGCCCAGCUCGGAGGAGGAGGAGGAGGAGGAGGAGGAGGAGGAUGGAGGCGCGACGGUCCUGGAUCUGGUGGACAUAUUGGACCUCAGCACCGUGCUCGCAGUCUCCGAACCGGAUCGCUGGCUUUACGUGAGCGCCAGAGCCAAGUCGCGCGGCGGCGGCGGCGGCGGCCUCAGUCCUCUCCAGUGGUGCAGGCAGGUCCUGGACCACCCGGCACCAGAAGUGCAGCUGGCGAGGAUGACGCUGUGCCACAGAUUGGACCAAGCCGAGCGGCGGCGAGGAGCCUCCCGCGUCCGAGCGUACGGCUGCGUCGACGGGCUGUCCGCCCUCAGCCGCCCGGUGCCGCCUUACGCCCAACCUGCUGCGAUAACCGAGACCGCAGCCCUGGCGCCGCCGCCGCCGCCGCCGCCGCCGUCACGGUCCGGCCCCGCCCUCCCGCUCAGGCCCAGCCUCGGCUUGGACAGAGGCCCCACCUUCCUGUCCAACUCCAGCCUGCACAAUGUCGGCCGGCGGCAAGCGUGCGUCAGCCCUCAGUCUUCCCUGGACAGCGAGGCGGGCAUUUCGGAGCUGGAGGACGACUCCAUCUCCAUGGGCUACAAACUGCAGGACAUGACGGACGUGGAGGUCAUGGCCCGCCUUCAGGAGGAGAGCCUGCGUCAGGACUACGCGUCUACCUCGGCGACCGUCAGUCGACGCCGCUCCAGCUUCUCCCUGAACUCGCUCUGGCGCGGCGGCGCAGACCCGGAGGAGGACGAGGAGGACGAGGACGAGGGUUACGACCAGCUCCCUCCUCCGCAGCCUCGACUCUUGCGCGCGGGCACGGUGCGGCGCGGCGGCCUGCCGCACUCGCACACCUUCUCCAGCUUCAGAGAAUGCAGGCGCGGCUCGGCCGCCUCGACCUUCUCGCUCGGGGGGCUGGCGCCGUACGCGGCGGGCGCCGGCCUGAGCGGAGAACCGCACGCGGCUUACAGGAACGGCGCAGACAUACGGCUGCGGAGAAGCAUGCCCAACCUGAUGCGAGCCCCCAGCGUGCCGAGCGUUCCCAGUAUGCAACGCCCGGCGUCCCCCGUCGACCCCCCGUCCCGCGGCCCCUCCUCCCUGCCGACCGUGUCCUCCCUGCGCGGCAGCCUCAGCUUUGACUCGUCCAGCGGCCUCGCACGCUUCCAGUCGUCCAUUCCUUCCCCGGGCCAGCUGAGUCAGCGCGUCCAGAGCGUCGGCAACUUCUCCGCUGCCGCUCGUCAGCCGCUCAAAGCCACCGCCUACGUCAGCCCCACCGUCCUGCAGGGCCCCUCCGCCGGCCCGCACUCCGUCCCCGGCAGCGCGGCGCCGCCUCAGCCCCUCAAGCCCGCCGCCGGCUCGGUACCGCAGCCCGUAAAGACCCCCGGCGCCGCCCAGUCCGCCGUCCCCCGCAGCUCGCUCCCUCGCCCCGCCUCCUUCGUGGGCCUCGGCGGAGCUCUGCGUUCCGGCAAAAUCACACAACCCACACGCAGUUUGCUGACGCCCCCGAAGAGCCUCACCUCCCUAAGCACCCUGAGGGACGCCAGCUGGAAAGAUGGCUGCUAUUAAAAUCCCACAGGUAUCGUGAUAACCAUAACAAUGAUAACAAUAAUACUGAUAACAGGGUCGAUAACGCUGCAUUACUGACCGUAAGAG